AUGAGUCUAGUAGCAGGCUCAUAUGAACGUUUUAUUUGGGGUUUCAAACUGAAAUCCCAAAAGCACUCUGAAUCCUUCUCCCUCACUCCACUUUUUUCAUUUCCCUCUCACCUCUCCCCGAUUAAGUGUGCCGCUGUUGCCGGUUCUGCUGCCGUCACUGGCGGCUCCGACGAUACCAUCAAAAUCUACGACCUCUCAACCUACUCCGAAAUCGGUUCACUUCACCACACUUCCUCUAUCACCUCCCUUUCCUUUUUCACCCCUACUUCCUCCCCCAUUUCUCUUCCUCGGAACCUUAUAGCCGCCGCCGAGGACGGCGCUGUCAUAAUCUACGAUGCGGACCCAUUUGUUCAUUUGAAAACGGUAAAGAAUGUGCAUAAAAAGGGGGUGAAUGAUAUUUCUAUUCAUCCAUCUGGAAGGCUUGCUCUCUCCGUCGGCCGCGAUGAAUGCUUGGCUAUGGUGAAUUUAGUCAGAGGGAGGAGGAGUUUUUGUUGUAGGCUGGGGAAGGAAGCUUCCAUUGUCAGGUUUAGUGAUGGUGGGGACAAGUUCUUUAUGGUGGUGGAUGAUAAAAUCAGCGUUCAUGAAUCCGAGGAUGCUAAGAUAUUCUGUGAAUUAGAUAGCAAGAAACGGGUCCUUUGUGCUGCCUCGGGAUCAAAUGGAAUUUUAUUCACUGGUGGAGAGGAUCGAAGUAUUAUAGCAUGGGAUACCAAUUCCGGUAAAGUUGCAUAUUCUAUUGAAGAUGCACAUUCGGCCCGAGUUAAGGGUAUUGUUGUGCUUUCCGAAAGUGAUGGCGGAGCAUAUAAAAAUUCUCCAUGUAUAGUAGCAUCUGCUUCUUCUGAUGGUGUCAUUCGUGUUUGGGAUGUUCGCAUGACUUAUAAGAGCAGCCCGCUUUCUGAGAGUGAAACAAAAUCCAGGCUGACUUGUCUUGCUGGAUCGUCCUUGCGAUUUUGGGGCACAAUGGAUGCAGUUGAUGUUCUGGAUUAUGGGCUCGCUAGAGUUGCUAACGUGAUAAUUGAUCACCCAAUGCCUCUACAAUGGAGCGUCAGUCCUCCUCAAGACUACAGAAAGGUAAGUAGUUCCUCGAUGGAAGAAACCGCUGAAGAUCAUGCCAAUAAUUUAGUCUACUUGCUGUUAACAUCUGAGAAGUGUACUGUAUCAGAAGCGGCUCUGAAAUUGAUGGAGUUGAGAUUUGAAGAGUUUAAGGGGCCCAAAAUUCGUCGCUAG
This is a messenger RNA of Oldenlandia corymbosa var. corymbosa, 1224 nucleotides long. The record is from the annotation of a GenBank genome assembly. Lineage: Eukaryota; Viridiplantae; Streptophyta; Magnoliopsida; Gentianales; Rubiaceae.